Messenger RNA from Symbiodinium natans, 1062 nucleotides. Lineage: Eukaryota; Dinophyceae; Suessiales; Symbiodiniaceae. The record is from the annotation of a GenBank genome assembly.
AUGGUGUCAGACACGGGCCACAGUAAGCUAUGUUCAUGCAUUGGUUAUGCCAUACGAAAGGCAGCGAUCCUCAAAGUACCAUCUGAUGUGGAGAACCACCUCAAGGCGGCCAUGAACAUGCUCCGUCAGGCCAGGGAUGACUGCCGACAACAGUUGCGGGAACAGUUGCAGGACUUCAGCUAUGAGCCACUCCGCACUUCUGGCACUCCAGAUGCUCCUCUUGCCACAACACUCAAUCUUGCUGAGCUUCUUUUCCCACAUGAUGGGGAACCCGAACAAGCUCAAGGGGAGAGGCGUGACCCUUCAGCAGGUGAUCCCAACAUACGAAAGCCUGCCAUGCUGAAGCACUUGCGCGAGACUGCUAUAGUUCAGGAUACUGAUGCUAUGGACACAGGGGGGCCCAACCAACACAAACGAGACAACCAUGACCUCAGAUCUGGCGAUUCUUGCGAACCGAACACCUUUCCUUCCUUGCGGGAUGAUCCAGAAGGCUUCGUGCGACAUUUUGUUGCACAGGCGAAGAGCGAUGCGGAGGUGGUAAAGGGGUUGCAAGCCAUUUUGUCCGAUCUCCAACGAGAGCACAGGGAGGCCCCUCGCGGUGAACGACGCUCAUGGCUCAUUCGUCUGUGCGUGAUACUUCGUGAAGAGAUUCGCGAACAUGGCGGCACGGAAGAGGUCAUUGCGGACCUGAAGCAGCAGCUCUCCGCGUUGCGCGAGGCACGAUAUCAGGAGGAGAUGGCGGAAGUGAUCCUCGCUGCAGCGCAAGAGGUGAAUCUUCUCCCCAAGCCCGCGGAAGCCUCCGCGCCAACACAAUCCAUGGUCAGGCCUCUGCUACCGCCAUCCCAGGGGCUCCUGAUGCCCGGGGAGACCACGGAGCCGCAAAGCCCGCCGCCGGCGGCCACGCAGCGCCACGCCAUACUGAUGUCUCCAAUGGGACCCAAAGAGCGGCCAGCGGAGCAUGCCAAAGAAUCGCCAGAGAUGGAGGCGCCUCCCCGGGGCCUGGUGGCUGCGAAGAUCCUGAUUCCUGGGGUGCCUUCGGGCAUCCCAAGAAUCGGAAUAUGA